Molecule: messenger RNA, 522 nt
Organism: Sporothrix brasiliensis 5110
Lineage: Eukaryota; Fungi; Ascomycota; Sordariomycetes; Ophiostomatales; Ophiostomataceae
Exons: 1
Coding region: 1-522 (173 amino acids)
Biological process (GO): positive regulation of mitotic metaphase/anaphase transition
Cellular component (GO): anaphase-promoting complex
Source: RefSeq, a predicted model, not a curated record
AUGCACCACCCUCGCAACGCGGACCUCUUUGAAGACGUCUGCAAAGACCGCCUCCCCAACGACGACAUCUUUGUCCCGCCCCAGCACCAGCCCAUCAAUCCCGAGGACGAGGACGACGUUGUGCCCGACCAGCAUGCCGCUUUUGGCAUCCAGCGCGCCACCCAGGCUGUGCGCGAGCCUGCAUGGAAGGACCUGGGGCUGUCGCAGCUGAUGCGCCGCGGGCCGCGCGGCGCACGUGGAGGGGGUGGAGGAGCCACCCAUGAUGGCAGCAGUAUGCAUGCUACCGGCGGGAGUGGUGCUGGCAGCGGCGCGUCUGGCCCCGGCGGCGUCACAAACAACUCGUACGGUUACUAUGCCUACUACUAUGGCUACAACGCCAACGGCAUCGGGGCCGGCCUCGCCGGUGCGGGCAGCGGCGGUGGCGGGUUUGCUGGUGAUCCGGCUGCAAGUCCUGGCCCAGGGGGCGUGGUGCGUGGACAGUCCGGAGCUGGAUCCAGACCGUACCGUGGAAUGCCGCGGUGA